This is a messenger RNA of Cladocopium goreaui, 6630 nucleotides long. NCBI's taxonomy places the organism in Eukaryota, Dinophyceae, Suessiales, Symbiodiniaceae. The record is from the annotation of a GenBank genome assembly.
AUGCCGCAUUUGCCUGAUUUGGAUCCUCCGUUCGUUGACCACUGGGACGCCAAUUGGUCCGACCGUGAGUUUGACCUGUUUGGGGAUGCGAUGAGCAGUGCUUACGAUGAUGAUAACCUUGUUGAUUUUGACUUUCCUUCCCCUUCUGCGAGUUCAGUUGGUGCGGCUGGGAAAACGGUUAGAUCCAGGGACACUCGUUGGCGUUGCUGCAGGUGCGGGUCUGAAGCUUGGACUUGGGACACGAUGUCUCGCGACUGGUGUUGUUUGGAUUGUCGCGGAAUGAACUAUGUUGAGAUUAAUCCAUCAGUUUAUGAGCAGACUUGGGCAAACAAUUCCACUGGCAGUUCGGGUAGACUCCCUGCAACGGCGUUUGGGCCUCCGCCGUCUGAUGAUGGCCCAAUCCAUGAAGGUUCAGAGUGGGACGAUUCCGAAGUUGGAACAAAUGAUCCAGUCGUUGAUCCGGACACUCUGGAAACUAUGUCUCGCAGAAGACGCCGACGACGAGCAAAGCAAAUAGCAGAUGAUGCGAUUAGCACCGGAAAUAAUUUGGGUCAGCAAGACAAUACAACUGCAGCGGGUGGUUCAAAGCAGGAUCGCAUUUUGGACUUGUUGACGCAAUUGGUUUCACAGUUAUCGAAUGACAUCUCAGGACUCAGAUGCGUCUUCCUGGACAUCUCGUCGGGGUCCCGAGCGUGGUGUCCGCUGGCGCGGAGGAACUCCUCCAACACCUCCGGUUUGGAGGAACAGUCAAUUGUCCAAUAUUUGCUGGAUACAUUGCGGGAACCCCUGCAACAGAAGAUGCUUUUUCAGAAGCGGAAGCUUCUGGCGGACUACGAGCACAUCUCCAGGUUUCAGAAUGAGACGGUGCGGCAGUUUGCGAAUCGUUAUGUGAGGGUGGAGAAGGACCUUGCGGCCAUCGGCAUCAGCACUUCCUCUAUGUAUGACUCGGAGAGUCGUGGCAACCGUUUGCUGGACAGGUCACGACUGACUCCAGACUUGCAGAGGCUGGUGUUGAUCGGGGCAGGCAACAGUUUGGAUUUUGAGCGGGUUCGAGAUAGCUUGAACUUCCAGUUUCCCGACUUUAAGCCUAGCCCUCCUGUAGCUGGUUCCCAGGGUUCUUCAGGCAAGUCCAAGGGCAAGGGAUCCAAUGAAUCAGCAGAUCAAGGACAAGACCAUGUUUCAGAAGGUCCUCAUUUUGAGGAUGCCGUGGAAGAUGCCUAUGAAGAGGACCCUGCAGGGGACGAAACUUCUCAUGACCAGGAAGCUGACUUUGAUGAUGAAGAUGACGAUGGCUCCUCACUUCAAGAUCUUGCAAACGUUUUGACAGUGACAUCCCGCAAGUUGCAAUCUACGGUGCUGGGAAGGAAGUUUUCAGGAAGACCUCGAUCAAUCGAGGAACGUAAGAGGACUUCAGCUUGCACGGCAUGCGGCCAGAUGGGCCACUGGGCCGGUGAUUCGGCCUGCAACAUGUCCAAUAAGGACAAAGGCCCUUCCAAGCCCAACUCUAAAGGAGCUGGCAAGGCAUCCCUUGGCAAAGAUGGCGGAAAAGGAAAGGGCAUCAAGAAGGCCUUUGUGGUGUGGCAUCCAUCGAGCACUGCAGCGGGCCUAUGUUCCAGCAGCGUUGCCAGGAAUUUGGUGAGACGGCUUCUCGGCAUUUUCAUGCACACCAUCCGCUACAUGAGUCGUAUGGUGAGGUUGGACAUGGCACCCAGGAGUUGGCUCACGAUGUUGGAGCAACAGGUCAUUGCUCGAGAGCAUCGCAUGGAGAUGGCUGUCAGAAGCCGUCCUCUUCCAAGCCUGUGUGCCCACACGGAGUUCCGCCGGUACGGGAACACGCACGGCCGGUUCAGUCAAUGCCUUCAAUGUCUUCAACGAUUCCGAUGGCUUCAAGAUCAACAGGCAUGGGAACCCUAUGGAAAUCAGCCCUCGCCGUCCUCAUCACACUUGCCUCCGCCCUCCAGUUCGAACAUCCUUUCCAGCAGCAAGGGCACUGAAGGGCAAGAAGGGCUCGACGGCCAAGCCUGCUCCCAGGAGGAGACCUUCCAGAUUCUCAAUGGCAUCAAACCCAGCAGCCGAGGAGAUGGAUCCUUGGACAGCCUUGGGCCUGACCCAAAGCGAAUACGAACAGGGGAUGAUGGAUCACCAGACGAUCGGCUCAGAGGAGGAGUUCGAUUGGGGAACCAGCCUUUGAACGACUUUUGGGAAUUGGAUGCUGGUAAAUGCAUCCGCCACCAUUUGAAUCCAAGGAUGGAUUCCUUUGAGCCUCGUGGCACCCAAUGUCCUGUUCCCUUGCAUCGACUCCGGAAUGCUUUCCAAGUUCAUAUGCAAUUCGAUCAGCAGUUGGUUGAGGUUCGAAACUAUAACUGGACAAGGGGAUCCAGGAAGAUGGCAGAUAGACCAUGGACUGGCAUGACCAUCUUCUACUUCAACGACCAGAAGAAGAACACCUUAACCAACGCUGCAAAGAGGGGUCUCCUUCAGCGACUUCGAGCCGCAGUACGUCUUCAUGAAGUUGAGCAAGUUCUGAUGGCACGAUCUACUCCUCGUGUCCGAAAUUCCACGGUGGAUCUGCUUGAGACCUUUGCCGGCAGUGCCACUGUGACUAAGUUAGCAGCUCAGCGGGGACUGAAGACUAUGGUUCCCAUGGACUACAACACCGGCUUCGAUUUGUCUGACAAGCAGACCCAAAGACAGGUCGACGAGAUGCUGACACUCCGUCGACCCUUGCUUCUGCUCCAAGAGAUUGACUGUCGACCUUGGACCUUGCUUCAGGACAAUACCAACUUUGUAGAUCGACCUGAAGCAUUGGAAGCUUGGAGAAACCAGGUGAGGCCCAUGCUCAAGAAGAUCGUCAGUUGGUGUGAAAAGCAGGAUGAUGAAGGAAGAUUUUGGUUGAUAGAAAAUCCACAGACCAGCAGACUUUGGAAGGAACCUGCACUACAACGUCUUCUCAGCCGGCCUACGUCCAGAUGUGUGACGUGCCAUGCAGGUGCCUACGGUGCUACCAACUCCAAGGGCCAGAUGAUCAAGAAGCCUCAUACUUUUGCAGGCAACUGUCCUUUGAUUUUGGAGCGCCUGACAUUGAAGCUUGAUCAAGACCAACUAAAACAAUGCCAACCCUUGGCCGGGAAGGAAGCCACCCUGAGCCAAGAAUACUGUCCAGGCCUUGUCGAGGCCAUUGUGAGUGGACUCUGUGACACCGCACAACAACAAGAUCCAAACCGAUUCCUUGACACUGAGGCAACUUUUGACACCUUUGCGGUAGACCAGAUUGAGUUCGAGGGUGGCAUGCAGAGUUGGCAACCCUUGUUUGACCGCGUGGUGCAACUGUUCAAGCAGACCUCCCACAAGACUAUUAUGUUGGCUCGCUCAGAUCCUCUUUGGGACCAGGUUCAAGAGAUGGUUCCCUGGUAUGCCAUUGAAAGGAUACAGUUAGCCAGUCAACCUAUGAUCCAUCGAUUUCCGACACACGUCCCACAUACCCAUCGAGGAUCAGCUUUGGUCUACAACGAUGGAGACCAAGACAGUCGUGGCACGACUACAUCGGAACUGAACCUUGGCCAUCCUCAACCUUCAGAGCUCAAGAAGCUUUUGGCUAUGAAUGGAAUCAACAACCAGGAUAUCCUCGCAGCAGUCGAAGACAUGAAGUGCGGCGUUUGUGAACGCAUUCGGAUGCCUGCGAAACCACCUCCUGCAGCAAUACCUGACUCUGGCUAUCGGCAGUUUGCCGACUCAGUUCAGCUGGACAUCGUCUACAUCCGUGACAUUGCUGGGCGCAACUACCCAGUUCUUGGCGUGAUCUGUGAGACCACGUUGUUGCACCAAGCCACCAUUUUGGAGAGCCGCCUUCCUGAUGAAGUCCUCCGCAAGUUCAUCAGAAUUUGGGCUCAGCCGUUUGGUUUCCCACUUCUGGCACGGCUUGAUCCUGACGGAGCUUUCCGUGGCGAGUUCGAAGACUACAUGGAUGUGACUGGAACAAGGACUGACUAUGUUCCACCAGAAGCCCAUCAUCGCAUUGGUCUCAUAGAACGGCACAACGCCACUCUCAGAUCGAUUGCCGAGAAGGUCAUCGACCAACAGGCUGUUAAUGGACCUGAGCAGAUGGAGCUUGCCAUUGCUCAGACGGUGUUCGCCAAGAAUGCUGGCACAUGGAGCACUGGAAGACCACCAUUUAUAGCAGCUUUUGGACGCAUUCCGCGUCAUGGAGGACUUGACCUUCUGUCAGACAACCAUGCAUUGACAGUUGGUGGAACCCAACAUCAUAUGCAUCAACUAGCCGAUGUCCUCCGAUCUGAAGCUCAACAACACUUGGCGGCAAUGAGGAUUGAUUCAUCAUUCCGGCGUGCCUUACUCCGGAAGACCAAACCGGAUCCUUCACUUCAGAUCAACAUCGGUGACACAAUUGCCUACUGGAGAUGGACUACCAGAAGUCACAAGAAGCGUGGCGGAUAUAAGCUUGCACGGAUGCUCGGCUACGACCCGGAUGGGAAAUCAAUAUGGGUGCAAGCUGGCACCAACACCGUGAAGAUCGCGAAGGAGCAGGCCAGACAGGCCUAUGGAUUCGAGACUUGGAAUCCUGAUCCUGCAGAUCUACGAGCACUUCGUCAAGCCAGCGACAAUAUCAAACAGGGCAUCUUUGAUGAUGAGUCGCUCCCAGUUCAGAAUCAUCCACAUCAACCUUUUGAACCUGACGAUCAACCACAAGAUGUUGGAGAAGACCUACCACCGUAUCAACCACCAACACCUCCACCAGCACUACAAGUUGAGUUCGUUGACGUUGGUGAACAAGUUCCUACAACCCCGAAGGAGUUGACUAGGAUGGCACCAGCACAUGCCGCGGGCAGUUCUACAGUUGAACGCUUGACACCUGCCAAGCGAUCUGUGGCCAGCCUGGAGGAAGACACUCUCCCGGGAACGCAAGAGCCAGUUCCACCUUCACUUGGCCAACCUGAUCCUCAACCAGAUCAGCCGCAGCAGUCCGACUCCGUCCAAAAUUCAUUGAUGUCAAAUGCACGUUUUUGCCAUGAUAGCCCAGAUUCAUGCACAGAUGCUCAAGCAGCACACCGGUCACCUUUUGUUUGCACAGACAAUGGCAUUCUGUUGAAUGACAAGCACUUUGAUGGCACCACCGAGAUCUACAUGCCUGUGGCCAGCACCACUUACUUUCAAGCCUACCAAGCUCACGUUGACUACGAGGGCGACGGGCUCAGUGAUGAUACAGAUGCAUCACAGGACGACAUGUCCACGACCACCACUGACAAGAAGCAGCCUCGACUGACACGUCAAGAACAGAAGGCUCUUGAUAAAGAGCUUCCCUGGCGAGUCAUCAUUGAGCGAGGUGGCGACUACUUGCAGAAGUUCAUCCAGGCCGCAAAAGAUGAGGAGAAAUCAUGGAUAACUUUCCAAUCAGUCGAGCCUGUGGAUGACGAGACUGCAAAGAAGAUUAUGUCAACACAUGCUGGUCGUCGUCGAGUUUUGAAGGCCAGAGCUGCCUUCCGUGACAAGGCCAAGAAUGUUGGUCCAGUCAGGGCCAAGUGCCGUGUCGUGAUGCUUGGAUGUUUAGACCCAGACCUCUAUAGCUUGAACCGCGAGAGCGCCACGCCAACCAGACAGUCUGAAAUGCUGAUUUAUGCAAUUUUCAUUUCUGGUUGCAAUGGGAAGAUGGGCCGUGAUGGAGCACAAUGGCUUUUGUGGCAUGCAGACUAUGACAUGAAGCAGUUGUUGUCAGCCUUUAGUUGGGGUUCUCAGACUUCUUUGACCGUGGAUACUCCACUAGAGUUCAAGGGAAAGGAGAUCCAUUUGCGUUUUGACAACAACCGCAAACUGUACCUGUUGGACAUUAAGCAGGAGAAGUUCAUCAAGGCUUUCAGAAAUGCAAAGAUAUCUGGAAAGAAAGAUGAACCACUCAAAACUGAGGACUUUCCAGAAUAUCGUUCAGUUGCAGGGAGCCUUCAAUGGGUUGCGGGGCAAACGAGACCAGAUGUGGCUUCGACAGUGAGCCUACAUAGCAGAGGCAGCAAAGCAACAUAUGGAGAUCUUGCAGCCAUGUAUGAUGCUGUGAACCACUUGCAUCAGACCUUCGACAAGGGAUUCACAAUGAACCCGACUGCAAUCGAUGAGUCAACACUGGUGGUUGCAUAUGCAGACUCUUCUUGGGCCAAUGCCGAAAACUUUGCGUCACAACAUGGUUGUUUGGUUUUGCUUGCUGAUGCUCGAGCUACAGAAGUUGCGACACCAGCUUGUUUGAUAGACUGGAAAUCUUCGCGAUCUGCAAGGGUUUGCCGCAGCACCUUGGCGGCCGAAGCAAGUGCGGCAGAUUCAUCCGUGGAUCGUUCCAGCUUUUGCAAUUUGAUGCUGUCAGAGGUGCUUCAGCGGAUCCCAUCAUUCAAGAUCACACAGCCUUUGCGAAUGUUGCAGGUUACCGACUGCAAAUCCCUGUAUGACAGUGUGUGUGACAAACGCACCAUCCAGCAGUACAUCGACCGUGGCAACAUGCACUGGGUACCGACUGGCUUAAUGUGGGCAGAUUGCUUGACUAAGACAUCGGUCAAGCUCAUGCAGUUGUUCUUCCAAUGGAUGCAGCAUCCAUACAUCAUCUUGAGAGAACAGCCGAAGAUGCCAAGCCCAUAA